Molecule: messenger RNA, 3458 nt
Organism: Seriola dumerili (greater amberjack)
Lineage: Eukaryota; Metazoa; Chordata; Actinopteri; Carangiformes; Carangidae
Gene: radil
Product: Rap associating with DIL domain
Exons: 20
Coding region: 116-3445 (1109 amino acids)
Biological process (GO): signal transduction; substrate adhesion-dependent cell spreading; neural crest cell migration
Cellular component (GO): microtubule
Molecular function (GO): GTPase binding
Source: RefSeq, a predicted model, not a curated record
GAAAUGCAAAGCAUCUGACGUGCAACUCUAAACUUUUACCUGGUGCUGCUGCACAUAGAGGUGACAUUUCGUAACUGCAUCAAGUUGUGGAGUCUGUGAAACAAACAGCAGCAUCAUGUUCUACGGUUCUUCCUCUGGGGCCAGUAUGUCCCUACCGUCCAAGAGCCGCCUGAAGCGCCAGAGCAGGACCUUCACGCAGGUCCUGUACCGCACUCUUAGUUACAGAGACCGUGUUCCAGCAGAAACUGGAACAAACACCCGUGGGGACCGGCGUUCAACAACUGAACCCCCGGAGCGACCGGCGGAUGACCCAGCUGAACUGUCCACACAGAGCUCGGCCCCUGGGGUGCUGAAGAUUUUUGGGGAUGAAAUCUGUGCUGGUGCCAACUACAAGAGCGUCUUGGCCACGCCACGCUCCAGUGCGCAGGAGCUGGUGAAAGAGGCACUCGAGCGUUACUCGCUCAACAAGGAUGCUGCCCACUCUUAUGUCCUGUGCGAUGUGAUCGGACACUUGGAGGGGGGAGGGGGGAUAGGAGGAGGGGGCUGGCGGACUGAAUGCCUGCGUGCACUGGGGGACAAUGAAAAGCCGCUGCUGCUCCAAGAGCUGUGGAAACCCCGAGAAGGACACGCUCGCAGAUUUGAGCUGCGCAGGAGAGCAGAGGUGGAGGAACUCAACGCCAAGGAGAAGGAUACCAUCACUGCUGAUAUUAAUGCCCAAGCUCGUAAGCUCCAGAGGAACAGGGCGAAGGGGACACUGACCCUGCCCCGCUCCAGCAACUCAUCCUUCUGCCGCAGCCUCAGUGAAACCAGCCUCAACCAGCUGGGAGUAGGAGACGAGCCCAAGCGUUAUUACUCCACGCUGCCAGGGCCCUUAAGGGGCCGGGAACGUGAAGUGGCCUCCAGCGGCCGGAGGAAAGAGGAGGGGAGUCAGGGAGGGGUGAGGCACUCUCUGUACCAGUCGCCACAUCUCCUCCUGCUGCAGGGAUACAAUCGGCAGGACUGCCUGGUGUACCUGCUGAACAGAGAGCAGCACACAGUCGGUCAGGAGACUCCAUCAGCUCGUCCCAACAUCUGCCUGUUUUCCCCUGACAUCCUGCCCCUCCACUGCCGCUUGCGCAGAGUCCCUGCUCCCCGUCGCCAUGCCAACAAUAACAACAAGGGAGAGGAGUUGGCGGAAAGUCAGCGGUUCUGUGUUGCGGUUGAGCCUGUGCUCCACGCCACCGUUCUGGUGAACUUUUCCCGCUGCGAGCGCUCCACCACGCUGCGACACGGUGACCUCCUCUCCUUCGGAGCGCAUUACAUCUUCCUGUACAAGGACCCCACGGGUGCUAAGCCUCUGCCUGCUCAGACCUUGGCACGCCUUCGCACCCUGGGGCAGCUUUACGAUGCAGGAGUGGAGGAAGUAGAGGGCGGGGCUCAGACUUGUAAGAUGUGUGGUUCUGUGCUGAAGGACAGAGCAGCCCAGGUGUCGAGUGCUCCGGCAGUCAGACGGGGAGGUCAGAAAAGGAGGCUACAGCUGGAGUUUGACCAGGCUCAUGAAGACCAGCUGUUAAACAGAAUUGUGUCCCUCAUAGAACCUGGAGGAGACGACCAUAAGCUGACACCAGCCUACCUGCUGUGUCUGUGCAUACAACACUCUGCCUCAACCUUCCCACCUGGGAGUUUUGGAAAACUGCUGCUCAAGAUCGUGCGGCGAAUUCAGACCAUCGCAUGGGAGAAGACAAAGGAGCUGGCUCAGAAGCAAGCUCAGCACCAGGACCCGGCCUCCCUGUCUCUGCUCAGUAUCUCAGACUUGAUCCCAGACCUGCAGACCAUCUUCUUCUGGAUGUCCAACUCCAUCGAGAUCCUCUACUUUAUACAGCAAAGAGCACCAGCGUACACACACAGCAUAGAGACACUGCAAGGGUCAAAGGAGUCGUUGCUAUCGGCGACCAUAUCAGCCAAUGAGGAGGCAAUGACUAUCUUGGAAGAAGUGAUCAUGUACACUUUCCAACAAUGUGUCUACUAUAUCACCAAGGCUCUUUAUGUAGUGUUACCAGGUUUGUUGGACUGUAAUCCAUUCCCAGUUGACAGCUCUGAGCCCUGCUGGAAAGGAGGUGUAGGGUUUCCUGAACCUAUACGCAGGGUUCUCCAGGUGUUUCAAAAUGCCCAGGAGCUUUUGCAGGGCUACCAGGUCCACCCGGAGAUCCAGGCUCAGAUGUUUGCUUACCUCUUCUUCUUCUCCAAUGUGUCGCUGUUUAACCAGCUAAUGGACAAAGGUCCAUCUCGUGGUUGGUUCCAGCGCUCCAAGGUGCUGCAGAUUCAGGCAUGUUUGCGAAUGGUCAUGGAGUGGGCGAGUAGGUCUGGUCUGGGACAUCUGGCCGACAAAUUCUUCACCAAACUCAACAGCACUGUGUCCAUACUGGCCACAGCCCCACAACAACUCACACAGCUGAGUUGGCGCGCGUUGUCCAGUGAGCACCCAACUCUCAAACCCGUCCAGCUGCACAGGAUUCUCACUCAGUACCAGCUCACAGCAGAGAUAGGCCCCGUCCCAACAUGGCAACCGAGCAGCGAGGACGAGGCUUACAUAUACAGAACAGUGGACCUCCUGGAGAGCUUUGAGAACCACCCUCCCAUAGUGUUGCCCAGCGCCGGCUUCAGAGUGGACUUGGACAGCGAGUGUGUGGAGGACAGCAUCUACAGACAGCUGCUCUACAUCCGCCACUACCUGUGGGGGCUACGCACCAAGACGCAAACACACACCAGCACUCCCAGUGUGCACACACACUCCAACGGAACCAACACAGCCGACUGGCCCGACGUGCAGAGGGAGCUGUUGCCUCCGGCCCACAGCAGUCCCCGCUCUGGGGGUCCCGGGGACGAGGUGGUGGCAGAGACAGUAGAGGAGAGAGGACGGGACAGACCCUCAGGCCAAACACAUACACACAGCCUCAGAAGGAACGGCACCAUUCACCAUCCACGAACAGCAAAUCCAGAUCCGUCUUGCCUCUUGACCCCUCCUAACACCCCGCUGUACCCGGAAGGAGGAGGAGGAGGAGGAGGGGGGCCUGGGCCAAUCAUAGGCCCCAACACCCAGACAAACGGCUGCACCAGCAGAACUGUGGCAGAUAGUAAGAAGACCAACGGACUCAUCACCAAUGGACUGGAGGUGGAACUGGACAAAGGACCCUAUGGACUGGGCAUGGGACUCAUUGAUGGCCUGCACACUCCUCUCAACGCUCCAGGGAUUUACAUCCGGACUCUGAUCCCUGAAGGACCGGCUGCCUCCGAUGGCAGACUGAGGAUCGGAGACCGCAUCCUGGCAGUGAACGGGACCAGUCUGAUAGGAGCAGACUACCAGAGCGCGGUGGAUCUGAUUCGUCUGGGAGGAGGUCGACUACGUUUCCUGGUAGCCAAGUCCGACCCCGAGGUUUCAGAGAAGAUCAGUGCCUCCUCCUGCUGACCACCUCCACUGC